Dujonia railenensis is the source of this 1977-nucleotide messenger RNA. The record is from the annotation of a GenBank genome assembly. NCBI's taxonomy places the organism in Eukaryota, Fungi, Ascomycota, Pichiomycetes, Serinales, Debaryomycetaceae.
AUGUCUAGUGAGCUGAAAACUACUUCGUUCGAUCUUGAACCCAACCCUUUUGAAAGGUCUUUCGCCACUGAGAAGGAAUCACCUAACAAUGGAACGGGAAGCAAUAGACACAACCUUAGAAUACCAAAUAUUUCUAAUUUGAACCUACCUUCAAAACUCCCAGGAAUAACUCCAACUGGGUUUACUUCCGCUGACAGGAAGUUACCUCCAUUGUCUCUUUCGCCAGGUGGCACUUCUGCACCAGGGACUCCGGUAAGCAUGUGGAACAGUCUACUCAGUGCGUCGAAUCAAAAUCAGAAUUCUAACCAGGGUCAUGGUCAAGUACAAAACCCAAACUCAAAUGCUGGCCAAAACCAGAUUCAGAAUUCUAAUCUUAAUCAAAUUCAAAAUGGCAAUACAAACGCAAAUGUUAUCCAAAAUCACCAGAAGACGCCAUCAGUUGGAAUGACAGCUACUCCUUCAGUUAAUAUCCAUCAAAAUGCGCCAGGAAAUGACCAACAUUACAACCAGAACUUCAACCAAUUUGUGAGUAAUCUCAGGAAAACAGGAUUAACUCCCAACGAGUCCAAUCUCAGAUCAGGCUUGACUCCAGGAGGAGCGGGUGGCUUCCCAUUUGGCAAUCAACUUCCCGGUCUUACUACCCCUAGUGCGUUGCUCAACAGUCCUAUGACACCAGGGUUAUCGAGUUUGUUAGGUAUUACUCUGAAUCAAUUGAGCAACGCUAAUAAUAAUGCACACCAUCCGAUUCAGCAACAGCAACAGCAACAACAGCAGCAGGUUCCACCCCAACUUCCACCUCACCAAGCUAACCUUCAAGGCAAUAUGAUUCAGGCACCUAUUAUGAAUAAUUCUGGAAUCAUUAAUAACAUGCCUAGUACUAUCAAGGAGAAGUCGGAAUCAAAAGUUUCUAAAAAACUGGAGAAUUCAAAAGAGCCUGGUGCUGACUCUAAUACCUCUGCCCCUACUUCUAAAAAGAGGAAGAGCAAUGCUGAAAAGACCACCGCUAAUAAGAAGAAAAAGAAUGAAGUCAAAAAGGAAAAAGCAAAUCUGGAAAUUGAUUCAAAAAGUAAAAAGAAGAAGCCUGAAGAGGAUAAAGAAAAUGACAAUAACAGUAUUGAAGAUGAUGAAAUAAAUGAGGCUACGACGGAAGAAGAGAAGAGAAAGAUCUUUUUAGAGAGAAAUAGAGUUGCUGCAUCGAAAUGUAGACAAAGGAAGAAGCAACUUGUUCAGAAAAUGGAAGAUGAACUCUCGUUUUACUCUACUGGAUAUAGAGAAGUUUCAGCUCAAAUGUCACAGUUGAGAAACCACCUUCUCAAUUUGAGAUAUAUUAUACAAGGUCAUAAAGAUUGUCCAGUUUUUCUUAAUUCUGUUGGGGGAUUUGAAAAUUUCAAUAACAUAAUCCAGCAGACAAACUACUUAUGCGAAGUGACAGGAAAUUCCGCAAAUGUGUCAUCUAUUCCAAGUACUAUCCCUACCGUUUUAAAUGCAGAUCAUCCAGCAGUCGGGCUCGCACCACAAGCAGAACAACAGGGACAGCCAAUGCAACCAAUACAACAGGGUCAGCCAAUACAACAGCAGCCACAGCAACAGCAAGUUCCACCCCCCAACGGCUUAAUACAAUCUAAUCCUUCCACGAUUCAAGACACAGGAUCCUCACAAUCGGGAGACAAUGAAGUUGCUUCGCACCAGAGUCUCCCAGAGGUAUCGCAAAAUGGGAACAGCAAUGUAGGCGACAACGGAUACAUUAGAAACAUAAACUCAAUGACCAACAUUGCGUCCGCUAAUAAUCAAAGGGUUUCAGGAAAUGGUGGAGUUUCUGUGGAAAAUGGGGAUUUUUCGUUGAGACCGGUGGUGAGCAUGAUAGACUUACAGAGCCAAGCCCAAGUGCAACCUCAGGCGAAUAGAGAUAGCCAGCAGCCAACAAAUGGGUUUGAUCUCAAUCAGCCCAACGGGGUAAUACAGAUGACGCAUCAGUAG